CAUCACUGUGUAUUCAACUCCUACACUCACAUUUUAAACUGUCCUCCAGUUUAAGCAUCAAGAUGGGAUUUUCUAUCCACUGCAGUUGGCUUGCUGUGCUUUCAUGUGCCCUUUGGAUGGGAAUUGGGGUACGAUGUGAUUGCACAGUGGAGAAUUUGCAAGAAGCGAAUUUCACACUGAGUAAGAACCUGGAGACUGGCAGCAUCUUGGUCUACCGCUGUCCUGAAGGCUACUAUCCAUAUCCUGAAAGGACCCGUUUUUGUCAGCGUAAUGGCAGCUGGAGACCACGACCCAGAAAAUUUCCACCUCAGAAAUGCAAAUUGGUUGAAUGCCCAGACCCCAAUGUGCUCGAGAACGGAAAUGUCUCGCCCCCUCAGGAAAGGUACUUUGUGGACAAUGAGACCACAUAUGAGUGCUACUCUGGUUACAAAAUGCGAGGCUCAGCCAAACGUGUGUGCUUAAAAAAUGGGAAGUGGAGCGGCUCGACCCCAAUCUGCAGCCUUGACUCUGGGGAUCAUUGUGCUGAUCCUGGUAUCCCACCUGGUGCCUCAAGAGAUGGAAACAUAUUUGGAGUUGAUGACACGGUGAGAUACACCUGCAAUAGCAACCUGUUUUUGGUGGGCUCCAAAGAAAGAGUGUGCCAGGAGAACGGCCAGUGGACUGGUGAAGAGCCUCAGUGCUACUACAAACACACCUUUGACACGCCGCUGGAGAUUUCAAAGGCAUUUGGCAGUUCAAUUAAAGAGACCCUAACCACUUCAGAGUCCACUGAUGACAUACAGGGGGAGAGAAGAAUCAGGAUUUCAAAAAAUGGGACACUAAACAUUUACAUUGGUGUGGAUAUUUCUGAGAGCAUAAACGAGGAUUAUGUAAAUAAAUCCAGAGAUAUUGUCACAAAACUUAUUACAAAGAUUUCAUCCUUUAGCGUGACUCCAAACUAUGAAAUCAUCUUUUUCUCCUCUGAGCUCUAUGAAAUUGUCAACAUCAUUGACUUUUUGCAAAGCAAAGCAAAACUACAAGACGUCAAAUCUAAAUUAGAAGAAUUUGUAGUUGGUGACAGAAACACUGGAACAAAUCUGAACAUUGUCUUUAAGAAGUUCUUGGAGAAAAUAUCUUUCAUAAAGGAACAAACUGGAGAGGAGGGUUUUAAGGAGCAUCGUCAUGCCAUCAUCGUUUUUACAGAUGGUGCUUAUAACAUGGGCGGUUCACCAGCACCCACUGUGGCACAAAUAAAAAACAUGGUGUACAUGAAUGAGGCUAAAGCCAGAGAAGACUAUCUUGACAUUUAUAUCUUUGCCGUUGGGGAUGAAAUCUUUGAUGAGGACCUAAUGCCCCUCACGGCAGGAACUGGAGAGCACCAUUAUUUCAGAGUGAAAGAGCUAGAAAAACUAGAAGAGACUUUUGAUGAAAUGAUCGAUGAAGAUGAAGUCAAGGGUCUCUGUGGACUUUACAAAGAGUAUAAGGAACCCCGCAAGGAACACAAGAGGAAAAUGUAUCCAUGGAUGGCAUUUGUUUAUACCCAGGGUGUAGACGAUCCAAAGAAAUGCAUGGGUUCUCUGGUGACCCCUGAGUUUGUCUUGACUGCUGCUCACUGUGUACAUGGAUAUUUACCUGAGAACGUCAUCGUUGAAAUUGAUGAUGAGCGCGGCAAAUUUAAAAAAGCAAAAACAUUAAUAUUUCACUCAAACUACAGUGUUACUGCUAAAAAGCACAAAGGCAUUAAUGAGUUUUAUGACUAUGAUGUGGCUCUCAUCCAACUGGACGAAUAUGUUCAAAUCUCCUCUGAUGUGAGAACCAUUUGCAUACCUUGCACCCUGGAGACCAGUGCUGCUCUGCAUUUGGUGGAUCAAACAUGCGAGUCACAAGAGAAACUUCUGUUAAAGAAUCAUCUUGAACGACUCAAUUUCCUGACAAGGACAAAGAAUGUGGUAGACAUAAAAGAUGUUCAUGCCAAGCUUGGAGAUAAUAGAUACGAAUGCAUCAGACAUGCAGUAGGUGUAGAGGGCAUAACACAGGAAACACUGACGGAAGCUGUGACAGAUAACUUCAUAUGCACCGGUGGUCGGGAACCUUUCAGAGAUCAUAUUGCCUGUACAGGUGACUCUGGAGGUGCUGUGUUCAAAAACUUUGAAUAUCGCACAGUACAGGUUGCAUUAGUCAGCUGGGGAAGCAUAAAUGUGUGCAAAGAUGGUGGUGUUAAAGAGUCAACUAAGACAUCCAGAGAUUUCCACAUUAAUCUUUUCAGAGUUGUCCCUUUUCUAAAGUCUGUACUUGGGAAGAAAGACCAGGACUAUGAGCCACUUGUGUUUCUGGAAAAUUAAAUACUCCAAUACUGUUUUGGAGUGUCUCUUAUAUGAUGUGUGCUCUGUUUAAAACACUGUCUCAAUUUAUUUUGCUGAUUGAUGCUUGUUUUCAAAAUGCACACAUCAGUGCUGUGAGCAGUGUCAGUUCUGCUGUUCUGUACUUUAACUCAUUUGCAGAGAUAAUUAUUCAUAAUUCAGCAUUUUCUGAAAUAAAACCAACUUCAAGCUGUGUUGUUUAGCUGUGGUCUUAAGAGAAGCCCAUUCAAACACACCCUAGAUCAGGGUUAGAGAUACAAUUGCAUGCAUAAAAGAAAAUAACGAAACAAACAUUUCUCUUCAUUAUAAUAUGUACUGAUAACAAAUUAAAUUAAAGCCGCAAGCAGUGAUGAUCGGGCCCUCGCACACGGGUGCGCGUCAAACUGUGGCGCGGGUGAGACAUGCCACACUUGGAGGAUGUCACGGGCUCACCUGGAUGCCGUCAGCCCAGUAGGCUACUCGUACCUUGCAUCAUUUGGCUGCCAAAUGUCUCCCGUUUCCACUUGGUGGCAUCUGCAAAUGCCCACUAAUUACAUGUCAUGAUGCUAUAUGUAAUGCUGGCAACCAUCAAUAAAAAUGUGGUGCUCAUGG
Messenger RNA from Archocentrus centrarchus (flier cichlid), 2930 nucleotides. Its product is annotated as complement factor B-like. Gene Ontology annotation, cellular component: extracellular region; extracellular exosome. Bases 63 to 2321 code for a protein of 752 amino acids. Gene Ontology annotation, molecular function: serine-type endopeptidase activity. Gene Ontology annotation, biological process: complement activation; proteolysis; response to bacterium. The transcript has 18 exons. The record is from RefSeq and is a predicted model, not a curated record. Lineage: Eukaryota; Metazoa; Chordata; Actinopteri; Cichliformes; Cichlidae.